Adineta steineri is the source of this 970-nucleotide messenger RNA. NCBI's taxonomy places the organism in Eukaryota, Metazoa, Rotifera, Eurotatoria, Adinetida, Adinetidae. The record is from the annotation of a GenBank genome assembly.
AUGGUUUCAGUGGUUAUCAUUAUUUUAAAUUUAUUAUUAUCUUCAUCAGUAAUAUUAUCGGAUGAUUAUUUGGAGAAUUUAUCUGUUAAUACAGGUGAAACAGCAACAUUUAUAUGUGAUUUACCAGAAAAAUAUUCAAACAAACAAGCGGAUUUCUAUGGACCCACGGGACGUUUAUUAAUAACAAAAACUGAUGAAGAUAUUGCAAGUGGCGAUCGAACACGAUUUAUACUUGAACAUACUUAUGCUUGGACUUGGUCUUUGAUUUUAUCUGAUGUAUCAGAUGAUGAUGCAGGAGAAUACACGUGUCGCGUUUCAUCUUCAUCUGUUGAUCAGACAUUGACAAUCAUCAAACGAUUUAAUUUAACCGUUUUGAGUAAGCGCACAUCCAUAUAUAAUCUCACAUACAUCUGUGACUUGAUUUUCGAUCAAGAAAAAGCGCUUCCGAUUGUUAUUUGAUGAGACAUAAACAAUAUCUUUUAACACCUACAAAUUUUUUUAUUCUAAUAUCUUGACGAGACAGUUUUUAUGUAACAGAAGACUCCCUAUAACAUUUUUUCACAGGUUUCAUUAAUCGAACUAUUAAACAUUUCACAUGUACACAUAUUUUGACUUUUUACUAAUGGUUAUAGUUCUAAUGUCUAGAAUCAAGUGUUUUGAAAAGUGGUAGACAGAUUUGAUUAAAUAUUCUUUUUUCUUUUUGGUUUUUUCAAAAAUUUUGAUUUUACUUCGAUCAUUUCGUUUAUUUAGUAAGAAUUUUUUUCCUGGUAUAUGCCAAAUAAUUUUUGGUUGUGGAAUUCCUCGAGCUGAACAUUUUAAAAUAAUUUGUUCAUUUUCUCGAAGUAUUUCAUUGUUAUUUGAUUCAAUUGUUAUAUCGAUUAUUUUUGGAGGUGCUAAAAAGACAAAAGAAUAUAGACAAAAAAAAAAAAAGAAUAUUUAAUCAAAUCUGUCUACCACUUUUCAAAACACU